UCGGCCUGGACUUUCGGCAUCGCUUGCGUCUCUGGCUUCGUGUCCUUGAGUCCCGCCUGGGUGACGUUUGGCUGGCUGUCUCGUCGGUUACAUCGCGAAGCUAACUAACGAGUUAGUUAGUGGCUUGCGUGCGCGGGGGGAAGCGUUGGCCUAGUCUGGAGAUCCAAGCCGCUUGACUGCUCGACUGUCGAUCUGAUCUGCCCUGCGUAUGCUUGAUUAUGCUUAUGCUUAUGCCGACUCUGGCUGCUGGCCUGCUCAGUGGCUUCGGCCGGGCGGAUCAGGUCGUGGAUAGCGUGCUGGGCUGGAUAGCCUAUGCGGACUGCGGCGGGAUUUCAGCGCGCGGGGGCCGACAGAAGGUUGAAAAAUACAGCAGAGUCAAGCAUCGAUGGCCAGGCUGGUUUGUUACUUUUUGCUUUGUGUUAUUUAUUUGCUUUCUGACGGCGAGAUUUUCUUUCUUUCUUUUUUUCUUUUUAUCUCUUGCUUUUUUUGUUGUCGUUGAUGAUGGGAUGCGGGCCGGCGGAUUUUGCAAGUUACAGACGCCUCGAGGCGUCGGCGGUUUCUUUUUUAUUACACUCAUUGUUGCUGUCUCUCCCCCUCCCUCUCUUUGUUAUAGUUGAUUAGAUGAAGUUACACUGACUCUAUAGAGAAAGGCAAAAAUAAAGGGUAAAAGAUAAAACAUCAUAAGGGUAUCAAUCACAAGAAAGGAAGCC
This is a messenger RNA of Trichophyton rubrum CBS 118892, 710 nucleotides long. RefSeq lists its product as uncharacterized. Lineage: Eukaryota; Fungi; Ascomycota; Eurotiomycetes; Onygenales; Arthrodermataceae. The record is from RefSeq and is a predicted model, not a curated record. The coding region runs from base 219 to 617 and encodes 132 amino acids. The transcript has a single exon.